This is a messenger RNA of Raphanus sativus (radish), 1053 nucleotides long. RefSeq names its product cytosolic sulfotransferase 1-like. Gene Ontology annotation, molecular function: sulfotransferase activity. The record is from RefSeq and is a predicted model, not a curated record. Gene Ontology annotation, biological process: sulfation. The transcript has a single exon. Gene Ontology annotation, cellular component: cytoplasm. Bases 1 to 987 code for a protein of 328 amino acids. NCBI's taxonomy places the organism in Eukaryota, Viridiplantae, Streptophyta, Magnoliopsida, Brassicales, Brassicaceae.
AUGAAUGAGAAGGAGCUCCCCGAGCAGUUGAGAGAUGAUAACUUAAGCGAAGAAACCAAGACAUUAAUCUCUUCGCUUCCUUCGACCAAAGAUUUUAUAGGGAAGCUCUACAACUACCAAGGAUGUUGGUACUAUCCCAACACCCUCCAAGGUGUCCUGAACUUCCAGAAAGGUUUCAAGCCUCAAGAAACCGACAUAAUCAUCGCUUCUUACCCUAAAUCUGGCACCACUUGGCUCAAAGCUCUCACUGUCGCUCUCCUUGAGAGAUUGAAGGACAUUUCUUCUUCUGAUGCGCUUCACCCUCUGCAAUCAGAUAAUCCUCAUGGCAUAGUACCCUUCUUGGAGUUCGGUUUGUAUCUCAAAAGCUCAACACCUGACCUGACCAAGUUCUCAUCUCCCAGGCUGUUCUCGACACACAUGCCGUUACAUACGCUUCAAAUACCCUUCGAGGACUCUCCAUGCAAGAUCGUAUACGUGUGCAGGGACGUGAAGGACGUGUUGGUAUCGCAAUGGUAUUUCAGGUGCGCUUAUCUUCAAAAAGAAUUAGACAAAAGGCUUCUAGAGUCUUUAUUUGAGUCGUUAUGCAAUGGAGUUGGCUAUUUUGGACCCUUUUGGGAACAUGUACUAAGCUAUUGGAGAGGUAGCUUGGAAUAUCCCAAGCAUGUCCUCUUCAUGAGGUACGAGGAAAUGAAGUCAGAUCCUGCUGUUCAGGUUAAGAGACUUGCAGAGUUCUUGGGUUGUCCAUUCACCGAGGAGGAAGAAGAAGAAGAGAGCGGAUCUGUGGACAAGAUCUUGGAACUUUGUUCUCUGCGUAGUCUGAGCAGUAUGGAGAUCAACAAGACUGGAAGUAAGUACGAUGUGCAUCAUUCUAAUUAUUUCCGCAAAGGAGAAGUGGGCGACUCCAAGAAUCAUCUGACUCAUGAGAUGGAAAAUAAAAUCAACAUGAUCAUCGAGGAAAAAUACAAAGGCUCCGGUUUUAAAUACUGAAUGAUGUGUAAUUUGUGCUUUCCUUCAAUGGAUAUAUAUCAACUUUAAAAAAUAAAAUCAUUAAUG